Strongylus vulgaris is the source of this 480-nucleotide messenger RNA. NCBI's taxonomy places the organism in Eukaryota, Metazoa, Nematoda, Chromadorea, Rhabditida, Strongylidae. The record is from the annotation of a GenBank genome assembly.
AUAAAUUAUAUAGGAAUCGCUGUUACAACCUUUUGCUAUUCGAAAAUGGAAUGUGGUGAAGUAAAGAGGGAUCAUCAAGAGCGGAAUAUGCAUCCUCUAUCACGGGUUGCUGUUACUAGAACCACAAGAUCAUCUGGAAGAGUUUACCCGCCAGGUUUUCCUGUAAUGAGACCGCACCAAAUAUCAGGGAUGAAAUCACCUUUGCGAACACAUCUCAGUCCAAUGUACAGAUUUUCAAAAACGAAAACCUAUAUGGAACAAUGUUUCGAAGUUAUCAAGGUCCUCGGAAAUGGAUCAUUUGGUCAAGUCUUGGAUGUAAAAUGUCUGGAAACAGGGAAAAGGUUUGCCAUCAAAAAAGCUCUACGAACAUUCGAAUCUUCUGGAAAACGGCAUCGUCAAUUACUAGAAGUAAUAACCCAUGAAUCAGUCACUCCCCAUCCAAACAUUAUACGAUUUGAAAAAGCUUGGGAAGAGAGGUAA